UGACGGUCUAGAGCUGAGCUUCCAGGCAGAAGUUGGUCUCCUGAGCAGGACUGUCUUGGUGCAAGGCUCCUCAACUGCGUCGGGCUGGGAUGAAACAAUUGAAGCUUGUCCAGAGGGAUUUGACACUGGCGAGUUUGUGACUCAGACCUGCUUCCAGGGCCGGUUUGGAGAGGAGAGGGUAGUGAUCAGUUUGGUGGGCACCUCAUGUUGCACCAACCAGACCGCGACGGGGGCUUGAUCACCGCACGCAUCGAAUAUACCGAGUUCUACUAUAUGGGGCAAGCCUUCCGUCUGGGCCGCUAUGCCGUCCACUCCCAUCUGAACGGUGACAUGAGCGGCAACUACGUGCGCGGGAAUGCCAUCCACCGCAGCUUUAACAGGGCGGUGGUCAUGCACGGUACAAACAACUGGCUGGUGGAAUACAACGUGAUCAACAACAUCAUGGGUGGAGCUGUCUUCAUCGAGGAUGGUAUCGAGACUGGAAAUAUCAUUCAAUACAACCUUGCAGUUUUCGUCAGGUCCAGUACCAGCCUGUUGAAUGAUGAUAUCAUGCCCGCUGCCUUCUGGUUACUCAAUCCGGACAACAUUGUGAAGCACAACCAUAUUGCAGGUGGCACCCAUGUUGGUUGCUGGUACUCGUUGGAACCAGAUGUCAUCGGUGCAUCGUUCGCAUAUGAUCCAGCUUUGGUCCCAAAUAGUGUAAGACUCGGAGUGUUCGAAAACAACACCGUCCACUCCAAUGGGUGGUUUGGCAUCUGGAUCUUUGAGGACUACUACCCUACCGAGCCUGCAGUCUACACGGGCCUCACAGCCUAUAGGUGUGAGAAAGGUGCAGAGGGGGUGUUCAUCGGAGAUGUCACUUUUGAUAAUUUCUUGGUGUAUGACAACGAGAAGGCUGGGAUAGAAACCAAGAAAUCUGUCAAGGGUGGCGGGGGCAAUACAAAGGUUACAAACUCACACAUCAUCGGAUACACUGACAUGGCUGAUGCAGAUGAAGGCACCAGGGGUGGUGUUGUCCUCCCAUUUGGUCCAAAUUACAGUGUGGAGGACACGACGUUCUACAACUUUGACCGAGCAGGCACCUCCGCUAUUACUGUCACCAGGAUUGACGGCACCUGUAACGACUGGUGCUCUGGUUUUGUGGCCAAGGUGUCAGGCAUUAGCUAUUAUCAGACAACGAACAAAGCUGCCUUUGACUGGGAGCACGAGAGUGUUAUCUGGGAUGUGGACGGAAGCUUCACAGGCACAGGUUUCGCAGACACUGUUGUUGCUCCCUGUACGGGUGUCCUGCCGCCAAGCUGCGCAGAGAGUGAGGAGUACAAUUUGGGAGCACACCCUGGCUGUGUCUGCUCGAAUCCAACUGUCAAACCUAGGCGUUUUGCCUUCAACAAUGCCCGGCCCAGUGCUCUUGAUGCCAGAGACGCUAUUUUUGAGAACCAACAUGGUUCUACCAGUAGUCCCUGGGCAGACAAGAGAAUGACCCACAAGAAGGGGUGGAUGGUCGACCUGCCGGUCGGGGAAAGCUACAACUUCUAUUGGGAGGAUUCGGGACAUCUUAAUGCCAACAUCAGCUACACAGGGACAUUCUACGAGAUGGAGGAAGACGAAUGGAUCAUAAUGAGGCAUGAACUGAACCAGGCCCCCGAUCGUUUCUCCAUCGUCGACGACAGGGAAGGGUUGGACAGCCCAAUCAACCCUGAUGUCGACAACAACGGGGACUGGUACUUUGAUGACUCUGUGUCACCACAUGUCUUCUCAUAUCUAAUCAAGGGAGAGGUCGGAGGUGUGGACAUAGACGUCAACCUGAAUGUGUAUCGCUGUGUGUACGAGGGUUGUGUGGCGCCCAUCAGCCCAGCUGACGCUCCCCCUUCAGAGAACAGACCCGAUGACUACGUCGUAUACGGUGACUCGGAUGUCGAGUGGAGCCAAUACGCCGAUGACACGAGCUUCCUGGUUCCAAGUCUGGCAUCUUCCCCCGAUAGGAAACGGAGCGCACUGAUACCUAGGGAUGGAGACAACCUCAGGAUUGACAACAUUCCGUGGAUGGUGCUUGGUUGUACCAAUCUCCCUAGGCUUGGUCAGCUCCACAUUGUGACAGUUCUGGAACUGUGGGACAGCACACAAGGCUAUACAUGCGACUACACUCUGGAGGCCACACAUAUCUUCGUACAGGGACGACUGGUUGUUGGUUGGCCAGAUGAACCAUACUUGGGCAACGUUGUCUUCAGUCUUCGCGGAGACCACACCACCCCUGACUUGCAACUACCAAGUGGUCCUAAUGUUGGAUCCAAGGCACUUGCUGUGUUCGGAGGUCUGGACCUGUAUGGAAAGCCACAGACUCCCAGCUGGACUAGCCUGACCCAAACCGCUAACGCUGGUGAUAACACCAUCACUCUGGCAGACCCUGUGGACUGGGAGGCAGGCCAGGAGAUUGUCAUCACUCCCACUGGGUUCACUACCUGGGAAACGGAAACAUUCACAAUUUCUGCUGUCUCUGCUGAUGGUAUGACCUUGACCCUUGAUGGAGAUCUUCAGUACACGCACACAUAUGCCAGUGACACCUUCGAUAAUGGCGAGUCCUACACCAUCGCAGCUGAGGUAGCACUCCUUAACAGGAACAUCAAGAUUGUGGGUGCAUCUUAUGAUGACCAAGAAGAAGAAUCCUUUGGAGCCAGGGUAUUGGUCGGCUCCUUCAGCUCUGCAGGACAAGCAUACACAGGCUAUGCCCGAAUCAGCAAUGUUGAGUUUGAUCGGACUGGUCAGGAGGGAUGGACGGAUCGCUACGAUCCCCGCUACUCUCUGGCAUUCAUUGACCUUGGAGAUGUCCCGGCCGACAGACCAUCAUUUGUUGACAACAGCGUCUUCCACCACGGAUUUGCUCCCGGCAUCGGGGUGUUUGGAACAAACAACCUCAACUUGACAAGCAAUGUUGUGCACCACACCGUUGGGCAAGGUAUAAUUUUGACGGGGAUGGGGAACCUCCUGAGUGACACCCUGAUCACCCAUUCCAUCUGGCCUGGAACCUACCAGGACCGUUAUGAGUCAGCAAGUCAGAAGUGGGAGGGAGCUCUGGAGGUUCAGGAUGCUACCAAUGUUAUACUGAAGGGCAACCACAUUGCUGGAGCAGAGCGUGUUGGAAUCCACAUGGACGGGGAACCAUGCACAGAUGACAGCUGGGGCUGGAGUGACAACGUGAUUCACACAGCUAUUCAUGGCAUCCAUAUCUAUAUGGAUGGCGUGGGUGAGUGCUCCAGGGUCCGGAACUUUGUCAUCUGGAAGUGCUUCAGCUAUGGCGUGUACUUCCAGUCUAAGGACAGUGCAGUUCUGGAGAGCAACACUCUUGUAGACAAUGGAAUUGGCUCAUUCCUUUCAAUCAUAGGACCAGAAUCUCUCAGCCACGUGAUGGUGGACAAGACUGUUACAGUCAGAAAUUCCCUCUACGUCGGACGUAGUUCAGCAUUCGACUGUGAGACUGACGUUGUGGACUGGGAUGAUGACAACUUCAAAAUUGCGAGAAAAGUGGGCGGCAUAGGGUUCAAGAGCGGCAAGGGAGAUAGCCCCGGAGGUUUUAUUGGGUCGUCGCUUGGUAACUUCAUGUCUGGCGACAGUGGCUCCCCGCUGCAUCCAUGGGACAACCAAAUGGCCUACCCUAGCCUGGGGGGAAGCUCAUUGUUUAGUGGUGUGACCUUUGCGAAUUACAAUGAAGCAUGUGGCAAAGAGGACGUUGCACUGCAUACCUGGUCAGGAAAUGAGGAUGGGACACACCCUGUUUCAACUGAGGCUCUUCAUUUUGACAAUGUACCUGUUGACAACAGGGUAUUCAUUGACAGACCCAGUGUUAGGGCGAUCAAUCCCUCUGACUGCGUUGACAUGCCCUGUGACGGCAAGCUACAAUUGGCCAUUGACGACAAAGACGAUACGUUGCUGGAGCUCGGAGCACCAGGAGCUGUCAUUGGACAGUCUGACUGGGAGUGGGAUGGAGACGCCCGGUACGGCAGAGGAGACUAUCGAAUCCCCAGCACCAUGCUCUCUGACCUGUCUGGAAACAAGAUUGACCCCUCGGACCUUGCACCAAAUGGACCAGGUAUUGUUCGGAAUAACCAGUGUACGAAAGAUGACGACAUGCAAGCCUACUUGUGCACUGGCAUUAACUACAAGAUGCUGACAAUCGAGAGCAUGGAUGCAGACACCGAGACCCGACGUCUCUCACCUAUUGGCAUUUUGAGUAACGGCUACAUUGACCUGGUCAAUGGACCCCAGGACCAUGGAUGGUGCUCAGGCUACACCUGCUCCAAGCGUAUCUCCACCUUCCAGAUUGUAGUGGCAGAGGGCGAGGACUAUCUCAUACACUUCAGCGGCGUCUCACCCCGCGAAUCCCGUCACUACCUGCUGGAUGCAGAAGACGACAACACCGUGAUUGUCGGCAUGUACUUCUCCAACCCUGAGAGGCUUGACAUCUAUGCUGACGGCAUCUACGUCGAACCGAAGAACGCUGCGCCAGGUGGUAACGGUGCCGUGUUGCCUGGAAAUUAUAAACCAACACACCAGGAUGAUGCUGGAGCAAACUUCAUGGACAUUGAAAAGCAGACGCUAUACUUCCUCUUGAAGGGUACAACUGUCAUCGACAUCAAGACCUCCGACGUGAUCACUGUCGCUUUUGGGCUCCCACCAGUCACUCUGGACGAUUUCUUCGGAGAGAACUUGGUGCAAAACCUCUGUGGUUUCCUGAAUAUCCCGACCAACAAGGUUCGCCGAAUGAAUGUUGUGAGCGAGGCCGGGAAACGACGCCGGCGUGCUGCCGGUGGGGUCACUGUGGAACUGCAGAUUGGAGAUCCACCAAGCCAGACCGUCGACGGCACUGUCCAGGACAGUUUGUCAUACGACCAGCUGAAAGCACUGGAGGCUACCCUCAUUGAUGCCCUUCAAUCAGGAGCACUGUCAAGCAUCUUGGGAGUAAAUGUGACAAGUGCGUCCAUCAACGGGCCUGUUCCCCCGGUUGGAAGCGAGGAGUGGUCCCAGCUGACUGUGGAGCCCGCCGUCGCGGAGACGUACACCACUCCGUCAUCCCUCCGCAUGGCGGCUGAGCCUGAACCACUGCACGAAGGAGCUGGCUUCAGCGUACAGCCAAAGAUCCAGGCACUGGAUACCGAGGGUAAUGUCAUCACCCAUCUCGGCUACUCUGACUCCCCCUGGGAGAUCACGGCAACAUUGCAGCUUGGGUCAGGGUCUGAUGUACGUGCCCUGCUGAAAGGCACCACCAGUGUCCCGUAUGUCAACGGAUGGGCCAACUUCACUGACCUGGAGAUCACUCACAGUGGUGAGGACUACACCAUCCACUUCACAGUGAGCAGGGACACCCAGACACCUCUGCUGGUGUUCUCCCAGCCUCUGACUGUGGCUACCAAGCCUGUGACAGUUGGUGUGCUGAGCCAACCAGAGACAGCGACAGUGAACCAACCCUUCAGCCUACAGAUGGAACUCAGGGAUGCUGUGACUGGUCAGGCAAUACCUGACAUCGCCUGGAAGGGGCUGACCUGGACUGUAACCGUCUCUCUGGUGAAACCGUUCCCUGAAAUGUACAACGGCAGCCUCUCUGGGGAGACCUCGGCCACCUUCAACCCCCUCACCGGUUACGCAACCUUCGUCAACCUUCAGCUGUCUGACAUCAGCCGUUACCAGCUGGAAUUCCACGUGACAAACGACCAAAACAUGGCAGAGUACGACUUCACCUACGCCCCUGACCCCAUCGACGUCUUCCCAUCGGGCUACCACGUUCCAGGGGGGGUGGAGAAAGCAGUGCAGAUCAAAUUUGACGCUGACUUCGCCACCGUGCAGGAGCACGAGUCGCACUUCGAGAUCUUCAUGAUGAACGAACUGAACGCAAAGUACAGCGAUGUCUACAUCUCUGCCGUGGAUGCUUCUUCAGGAAGCAUCAUUGUGGACUUCACCUUGACUGGUCCAGAGGAGGAGGUCGAUGCUGUCCUCCUGCGUCUGUGGGAGGCGGUCAACCAGCCGAUGACCGUGACCUUUGCCGGGAACACCAUGUCGACUCUCCCCAUCAUGUUCGUGAACAGGGAGCGCUACUACGGUACCAGUGUGGCGAGCAGUGAGGACAUUGUCCUGAUUGCGUGCAUUGCCACUAUGUCAGGCCUGGCUGUCCUUUUCAUCGCUCUGAUUGUGAUCUGGAGGUGCAAGAAGUCAGCAGCAGGAGGAAAGAGGAGGUGGAGCGACUUCCGUCCCUCAUCAGCCAUCUUCCGCCCGAGCUCUGCUACCAGUGUCAUCAAGGUGAAGGAAGCUCACUUCAACCAGCCCCCAGUGGUCCUGCAGUCCUUCAACCCACUGAAGGACAUUGAGGAGAACAUGGGCAGGAAGAACUCCGGCUUCUCAUUGGAUGAGACUCGUUUCGACAAGGACAUCGAGUCCCGCCCCGUCUCCCGGGCAACCCCCUCCCCCACCCCUCGGCCGACCUCUCCCCCGGGAUACGUGUAUGAGGAGGAGGAGGAUGAAAACAUUCCAAUGCCGAAGAACAUGAAGGUGAAGUUGCUGGACAAGACAUAUCGCCGCAUCAAGCUGGGCCGCACCUGGAUCGACAUGAAGAAGACCCUGGACCAGGCUCGUCAAGAUCUGGUCACUGCGUUCCCAGGUCAGCUGGGUGGGAAAGACUUCAGGUUCAUGACCGCCAACCUGACUCACGUGGUGACGGAGGUGGAGGGAGAGUUCCGCCUGAAGGACAUCAUCGCCAGGGACUGUGAUGUCAUCGCCCUCCACAUGGUGUAAGACCUAAUACCACAUGGACCAAGGACGUUAUAUGCAUGGACCAAUCAAGACGAGCUUGUUCGAUUGAUGGAUAGAUUGAUUGACAAGCUGUACUUCCAUGUUUGCUGAGUGUUUGCUGUGUAUUACAUCAUUGUGGAAUGAUGUUUAAUUUUGUGGUGUUACCAAGCACUCUCUUAGGUUGUUUCACUGACAAGAGAAACAUAGAUCCAUAAUCACACUUCACUGAAAGCAGAAACAUAGUACACUUGGAAUCACUUGAUUUUUUUAAUCAUACUUUUCAUGCAAAACAUCUGAAGUUCUGUGUGGCCUUUUUCUACCUCCUGUACUGUAAAUACAAAGGGUUCUACAACAUUAGCAGUAAGAAUCCAUGUCUGAUGUAAAAGUCACAUAAAAGACUUUUGAGCCAAUGAACAUUCUGAUUGGCUACAGGAUACACCAAUGAAAUUGCCGUUUUCCUUUCAUCAGUAUUUUGAUUGGUUUGGCCUGCUUGACAGCCACACCACCAUGCUGAUGUUAGUUAAGCAUGAAUUUCCAACUUCUUCCAACCUUUCCCUUGAGUUGUGAUAUUUUUGUGUGUUUCAAACAAAAAAAAUAUUCUAGCAGUGACUUCUCACCAUGAACUCUGUCAUAUACGCCAAAUUUUAUCCUUAUUCUGUUUAAGCUACCAAGAAGACACUACUGGAAAAUAUUCAGACAAAUAUCAUAUGUAUCACUUUAAUUUAUGAUAUGAUUUUAACUGGUACCUGUCAAUUGGUCUUCAAUACUAGCAACAUUCAUAAAACUGUGGCAACAACUGUUGUUUUAUCAUUUUUUUUAAUCUUCAUUUUUUUUAUUAAGAAAAACAUUUUUAGUACAUGUACAUGGUGAGAAAGCACUUUGGUAGAUGUUAUGAUUUUUGAAGAUUAUUCUAGUUUGAGAUUUUUUAUUAUUGACAAAUGUCAACCCCAUGACAUGCAUCAAAGCAUAGGCAAGCACAUUAGACCUGCUUGCAUCCUAUAGUGUGUUGACUACUAUAUAUGUGGAAAAAUCAAGUACAGUAUAAAAGCGGAAAGUAUACAUCGACGAUGUUGGUACAUAACAUUCACCAACACUUGUGUAAGAGAGAACACACUAUAUGGUCAUCCACAUUGGGUGCAUGUUUGCUCUGUGUGUGCUGUGUGAAUAAAAUGAAGAAAAAAUCCAA
Messenger RNA from Branchiostoma floridae (Florida lancelet), 7960 nucleotides. RefSeq names its product fibrocystin-L-like. The record is from RefSeq and is a predicted model, not a curated record. Lineage: Eukaryota; Metazoa; Chordata; Leptocardii; Amphioxiformes; Branchiostomatidae. The coding region runs from base 205 to 6777 and encodes 2190 amino acids. The transcript has 38 exons.